UUUCAUUAAUGGUUCAAACAAGAUUCACUAUCUUUCUUAUUCUACUCUUUCACAAACGGAUCCGAACUUACUUCUUUGGAUCUUAUCCCAUUCAUACAAAUGAACAUAUUAUAGUAUAGGCAAGUAAUCCCUAUUAUUAAGUAAGUCAUUCACAAUCCAUAUCAUUAUUCUGACAUUUACUAAGUCCAAUUUGAGAAUACUUUUUUCUUUUUUAGUCCCUUUAAUUGACAUAGAUACAAGUACUCUACUAGGAUGAUGCACAAGAAAUGGUCAGGAUAGCUCAGUUGGUAGAGCAGAGGACUGAAAAUCCUCGUGUCACCAGUUCAAAUCUGGUUCCUGGCACAGAAAAAAGGAUCUACCGAAUAGGUAUUGAUACAAAUUACUCGAGAUGGAUUGGGAUACAUAUUAUAGAAUAAUAUAGAAGGAGUAUGAUUUUUGCAUCUAAGUAGAGAAAUCUCUAAAUAGAGAGACUUCUUUUUCUUUAGGGUCAAAAUCUCGGGUUCUUUUCUUUAUGGUACAGAAGGAGGUGAGAUUAGGUUCCCUUUUCUUCAUUUUUGCAUUUCUUAUUCUGCUAUUCCGAAUAUUUUUAUAUUCUUGCUUAUCUUACUUUCCUAGUUGUUCUAAGUAAUGCGCGCGGUACAAAGUUCGUGGUAGGGAACUUCUUUGAGUCAUCGUAUUUUUCUGUUUAUACGAAGGAAAUGAAUAUGUGAUUUUCCAAAUUGGAGAAUCGAAAUGAAGCCCUUUUUUGCUCAGUCUAUCUGGACCCUUUUGUAUAAUAGGAAUUCAUUCUAAUGAAAAUAUAGUAGGUAUUCCGUUUCGUCUAGGAACAGAACGUAAAAAUAUUCCUUGACUUGAAUAAAAUCUGGAGUUGUGUUGUAUAAGUGAGCAUGAAUUUCUUAUCAUUCAAUGAGCAUCUUGUAUUUCAUAGAAAUUGGGGGUUAUAUAGUCCUUACGUAAGGGCCAGCCUAUCCAACUUUCAGGCAUUGGGAUACGUUUAAGGCGUGGAUGAUUAUCAUAAGAGAUUCCCACCAUAUCAUAAGAUUCGCGUUCUUGAAAAUCGGCACUUCUCCAAAUCCAGAAGACAGACGGGAUUCUAGGAUUAUCCUUUUGGGCAAAGACUUUUAUGCUGCAUACUUCUUCUUUUCUAUCGGUACCAUACUGUAUUCUCGUAAGAUGAUACAAGCUAGCUAAAGAUCCACCAGGUGCUACGUCAUAAGCACAUUGGGAACGUAAAUAAUUGUAACCAUAUACAUAUAAAAUGACAGCAAUGGAAUCCCAAUCCCCUGCUUUUAUUUGUAAAGUCUCUAUUCCUCGGUGAUCGAAGCCCAAAGAUCUAUGAACCACCUCAUGUUUGACUAGCCAAUUAGAUAACCAACCCUGCUGCAUUGUCUUGAUCUCUCCCCCUUUGUAUAAAUAUUUCACAUUUCGAAUGCAAGUUUGAAAGAUUGCCCUGCUCUUUCUUUUUCUGCACAAAAGAGCCCUUCCUAAUUCACUAAUUUGUAGGAAGAUACUGGACUUUUGGAUUUGAAAAAAGUUUCAGAAGAUAUGUCUAAAGUAGACGGUGAUUGAUAGAGCAAUUCUUGCUCGUAAGUUCCAGUAUGAGUACAGCGCCGAACAUAAAGCUUGUGACUGGUAGAUCGAUUUCUCUUUUGAGAUAGAGUUCGAUCCUCAACUAUUUCUCGCGAUAUCUUCUUACGAAGUUUUGUUAGAGCAUCUAUAACCGCCUCCGGUUUAGGUGGACAGCCCGGCAAGUAGACAUCCACAGGAAUUAACUUAUCGACUCCCCGAACAGUACUAUAGGAAUCCGUACUGAACAUUCCCCCAGUAAUACUACAAGCUCCCAUAGCAAUGACGUAUUUUGAUUCAGGCAUUUGCUCAUAUAAUCUCACUAAAGAAGGAGCCAUUUUCAUUGUUACCGUACCGGCUGUGAAAAUUUGGUCCGCUUGCCUAGGACUUGAUCUUCUUGGUACCAAUCCAUAAUGAUCAAAGUAGAAUCGCGAGCCUGAAGCAAAUUCAAUGAAACAACAACAGGUACCAUAUAGAAUAGAAGGGGCCAUAAACUGGAGAGUCUUGACCAAUUCGAAAGAUCAUUUGGUGUAGUUGAAAUAACGGAAUUGGAAUCGGUCAAGUAUAGGAAAUUAAUAUAAGAAUGAAUAACUUUCUUAAUGGUUUAUUUUUUUGCUUUUAUUUAUCUUAAUAUUCAUUCCAUUCAGGCCAUUCCAAUGCUCGCAAGCAAGCACGAAAAAGCUUCUAUUUCUAAACGGAAACGCCCAAUACAUCGAAACUCAUUACCCAUGGAUAAAGCCAGUCGAGAAAAAAAAAGAAAACAAACAUGGUUUAGCGGAUUCGGAAUUGUAACCAAGCAUCCUGGGUUCUAUACCCGAUUCAACACUAGAGCAUGCAGCCGAUCCUGGAUACAGAACUAUAGAAAGUGUGCAGUGAGGGAUCUUUAUUGGUAGCCAGUCUUUCACUUCCGCCUCUCCACUCCCAUGCCUUUCUUGGUCGGACCAACCCAACCGGCGAUUUCCGACAAGUCUUUCUGCUUAGAGCAAGAAGCGGAACAAAAAUCAAGCUUUCUUUAUUUUCAUUUAUGGAUAACCAAUCCAUUUUCCAAUAUAGUUGGGAGAUUUUACCCAAGAAAUGGGUACAUAAAAUGAAAAGAUCGGAACAUGGGAAUAGAUCUUAUACCAAUACUGACUACCCAUUUCCAUUGUUGUGCUUUCUAAAAUGGCAUACCUAUACAAGGGUUCAAGUUUCGAUCGAUAUUUGCGGAGUGGAUCAUCCCUCUCGAAAACGAAGAUUUGAAGUUGUCCAUAAUUUACUGAGUACUCGGUAUAACUCACGCAUUCGUGUACAAACAAGUGCGGACGAAGUAACACGAAUAUCUCCGGUAGUCAGUCUAUUUCCAUCAGCCGGCCGGUGGGAGCGAGAAGUAUGGGAUAUGUCUGGUGUUUCUUCCAUCAAUCAUCCGGAUUUACGCCGUAUAUCAACUGAUUAUGGUUUCGAGGGUCAUCCAUUACGAAAAGACUUUCCUCUGAGUGGAUAUGUGGAAGUACGCUAUGAUGAUCCAGAGAAACGUGUGGUUUCUGAACCCAUUGAGAUGACCCAAGAAUUUCGCUAUUUCGAUUUUGCUAGUCCUUGGGAACAGCGUAGCGACGGAUAAUUCCGAAUCUACAUAGGUCUAGUCCAGGGGACAAAUCAAUAGGAAAUGCUAUUUGCUUCUUAAGA
Molecule: messenger RNA, 3228 nt
Organism: Panicum virgatum (switchgrass)
Lineage: Eukaryota; Viridiplantae; Streptophyta; Magnoliopsida; Poales; Poaceae
Product: NADH dehydrogenase [ubiquinone] iron-sulfur protein 3
Exons: 1
Coding region: 2591-3163 (190 amino acids)
Molecular function (GO): NADH dehydrogenase (ubiquinone) activity
Source: RefSeq, a predicted model, not a curated record